CUUCGUUUCAACAGUUCUACAAUUCCAAAUCUAUCGUAGUAUGUGUCUUGCUUCUGGUCAAUACAAUCCCAACGAUCCACGAAAACCUUUACAUAAAUGUGAUAUUUAUCGUCAACCAGCAGCUGGAAACUUAUUAAAGCAAAUGAUGGCUAAGGGUGCUUCACAGCCAUGGCAAGAAGUUCUGGAGGAAACUAUUGGUACAAGUCGUUUAGAUGGCGGAGCUUUGCGAGAAUACUUUUCACCAUUAGAGGAGUGGCUGCGUUUGGAAAAUCUGCGUACACAAGACUAUGUUGGCUGGAACUAUGAUGGCGACUACUGUAAACGCAGCAUUGAGACCGCAAAUUUACAAGUUUUCGGCGGUUUUUAUAAUUCUGUACCAAAAAUUCAUAAUUCACCAAUAAUUAUUUUUGUUUGUCUUAUAUUUAUUCUAAUAGCACAUUUUUAUAAUUAAAUUCGCUAAAUACAUCAUUGAUUCAUUUUAGUUUCAAUAACUUUAAUUGAUUUAUUGAAGAUAUUUAUAAAAUAUACCAAUAAUAUUAUAUGGGUU
Teleopsis dalmanni is the source of this 547-nucleotide messenger RNA. Its product is annotated as angiotensin-converting enzyme-related protein-like. The transcript is spliced from 2 exons. Gene Ontology annotation, molecular function: peptidyl-dipeptidase activity; metallopeptidase activity. Bases 41 to 451 code for a protein of 136 amino acids. The record is from RefSeq and is a predicted model, not a curated record. Gene Ontology annotation, biological process: proteolysis. Lineage: Eukaryota; Metazoa; Arthropoda; Insecta; Diptera; Diopsidae. Gene Ontology annotation, cellular component: plasma membrane.